Messenger RNA from Micromonas commoda, 2025 nucleotides. Its product is annotated as CorA metal ion transporter family. Gene Ontology annotation, molecular function: magnesium ion transmembrane transporter activity. NCBI's taxonomy places the organism in Eukaryota, Viridiplantae, Chlorophyta, Mamiellophyceae, Mamiellales, Mamiellaceae. The coding region runs from base 1 to 2025 and encodes 674 amino acids. Gene Ontology annotation, biological process: magnesium ion transport; transmembrane transport. The record is from RefSeq and is a predicted model, not a curated record. Gene Ontology annotation, cellular component: membrane. The transcript has a single exon.
AUGGCGACCGCGGCGCGCGCCGCGGUCUCGACCCCGAUCGCCCCGCGCGUGCGCGCGCGGGCCCGAUCUCCGGGUGCGGCGGUCCUCGCCCGCGCGCUCCCCGCGUCGCCUUCGUCCUCGUUCGGCGGGCGGCUCAUCCCCGCCUCGGCCCCGUGCCGGAGGCGACCCGCGUCGUGGGGCCAGCGCGCGCCGGGACGCCUUCCCGGCCCCGCCGAUGAACCGACCCGACGCGGCGACGAACUCACCGCGGGCGUCAAGGGCGGCGACGACGGCGCCGGCUACGAUUCCGGAGACGAGACGAAGAAGAAAAAGAAGCGGACGAAGUCGACGCGAACAAAGUCGCAACGCGCGGGCGCCGUCGGCGGGGGAAAAGAUCGUCGCGGGUUCGAUUCCGUCGCGGGUUUCAUGUCCAUCGGCGGCGCUGACGUGGACCCGCUCAGUGCCUUCGGCGUCUCGUCCACCGACGGCGCGCUUCCGGCGUUCAAGCCCACGGGGUACGCCAGGCCGUCGCUGCGAAGGCGAUCGACCAAGGGAUCGCGAGUGUGGAAGAUCUUGACCGGGGUGGCGAGGCCGUCGUCCAACGCCGCGGCGUCGUCCGACGUGGACGACGAGAACACGGCGGUGAUGGAGGAGGACAGCAUGACGGCGGGCGGCGUCUUGGGCGGCGGCGUCAUGGGAUCCGGGGAUUUCGACAGGAUCUCCAUGAUACCCAUCGGGCUCUCCGUCGACGAUUUGUCGAUGGAGGAUGCCGACGAGGAUCCCUACUUUCCCUUUGAGGAGUCGGUCAAACCCGCGGCGACGUUGAACGGCGGCGGGGGAAACUCGAACGGCGUGGACGGACAAAACGACGGCAGGAAGAAGAAGAAGAAGAAGGGCACGGUGGUGUCCCCGCCCAAGCCCUACAAGGUGAUGCGAAUCAACUCCAACACGGCGUCAGAAAAUCCGGGCGCGCAGGUGGAGCAGCAGCUCACCCGCAGGGCGCUGCUCCGAGACGCCGAGCUCACGCCGCGAGACCUGCGACGCAUCGACCCGUCGCUGCUGCAGACGAACAACACCCCGGCGCUGCUGGUGAACGACCAGACCAUCUUGGUCAACCUGGGCGUCAGGGUCAUCAUCCGGCCCGAUCACGCGCUCCUCUUCGAACCCGACACCGCCACCGCCAGGCGAUUCCUCGCCGCGGUGGAGCAACGGCAGAAGAACAGCCAGAGGGAGCAGGGUCUACGGGUGUCGGACCGGAGUUUGGCGUACGACGGCGGGUACCGCGGGAUCGAGCUGGAGAACGGGCACGAAAUCUCGGAAGGAGGAGUGGGUGGAUCCACGGACGGGGGCGCCGCGCCGAGCGAUUACGACUUGGACAAAACCCCGGGGGGCGUGGGGGGCGCGCCGAUACCGUUUGAGCUGGAGGUGGUCGAGGCUGCGCUGCAGGAGACGACGUCGCAGCUGUACGCCAAGAUGGAGUUCUGCGAGGAGCGGUGCAGGCAGGUGUCGAAGCGUCUGCAGAGCAGCAUCAAUCCCGCCGUCUUGGAGGAGCUCCGAUUGACGAAGCAGAGUUUAGUGGAGCUCGACUCGCGCGCGGGGGCGGUUCGACAGGUGCUGCUGGACACCCUCGACGACGACGACGACAUCACCGACUUUACCAUCUCGUCCACCGCGGAGACGGAGGAGGAGAAGGAGGACGAGGAGGAGGAGGUGGAGAACCUGAUCGAGUACUACCUCCAGCAGACGGAGACGGUGCACUCGGCGGCGGAGCAGCUCCUGGAGAACACCCGCGACUUGGAGGAGUCCAUCAGCGUCUCGCUGUCGAGCAGACGGUACGAGGUGUCCAAGCUGGAGCUGACGCUGAGCAUCGCCACGUUCGCCGCGGCGCUCGGCGCGCUCAUCACCGGCAUCUUCGGCAUGAACCUUCGGUCCUGCCUGGAGAUGUCCGUCACCGCGUUUUACCUCACGUGUUUCCUCAUCUUCUCGGGCAUUGGCGCGAUAUUCCAAGCCAUCAUGCGGUACGCGAGGCGGCAGAAGAUUCUCUGA